Molecule: messenger RNA, 681 nt
Organism: Funneliformis geosporum
Lineage: Eukaryota; Fungi; Glomeromycota; Glomeromycetes; Glomerales; Glomeraceae
Source: the annotation of a GenBank genome assembly
ACAACUAAUGCCUCAACUAAAGCAAUAGAGGAGAAAGACGCUCGUAUUUUAGCAGAACUGAGCCUAAAAUACAACACAGCUCAACUUAUCGAAUUUUUGCAGAAGCAAAAGGAUUAUGACAUAAUUGUUAGGAAAUUAGUACCUGCGACAAGAAAUUUGGAACUCUCCCCUGGUGGAAACGACGAUCUCGAGAAUGAGGCUGCUAAAACUCAGGCCAACAAUGCGUCAACAACGGAUGAUCCUACUGCACAAGAAGUGCAUGAUAACAUUGAGGAUCAAAAAAAUAAAGAAACGAAAGCGGAUAAGAAUAGAGAUACAAGGAAUAAGGAAGAAGGAGAUCUUUAUGUUGAAGAUGAAGGUGAAUCACCAAGAAUUUUGGGAAAAGAUAUCAGAAUAUCAAGACCUUCUAAAUCGUUUGAAAAGUUUACCCUACAUGCUUCACAAAUUGAAUUUAUUGAAAUUAAUCUUCUGAAGACAAAACCAAAGGAAUAUGAAAAACGGAUUUUCUUAUGUCUUGUUUUGGGACGUUAUCUUGAUUGGAGACAACAAGAAUCUCUUGGGCGAUUGAAAUUGCCAAAAAAUGGAUUUCCUAUAGCUCAAAUUAUUGACACUUUAGAAAAUUUUCAACCGGACACAUUUCCUGAAGAAUAUCAUUUGUUUUUAAGCAUUACGAUGACAGCU